AUGAUCACUACAAGAAUUGUUUCUGCCGUCGUUGCUGGCUACUUUUGUAGCCUUGCUCUUGCUGCUCCUACUCUCACCACCGAUGAUGUGACCAAAGCCGUUGAUAAGCGCGCCACCGUCAGCGAUGCAGCCUUUGGCUACGCUAGUCUGAAUGGUGGCACAACUGGUGGCACAGGUGGUACUACUACCACAGUAUCUUCCUACGCGGCCUUCACCGCUGCUGUCUCUGGCGACAGUAAGAAGGUUGUUUACGUUUCUGGACCGAUCACAGAGACCGCCGACCAGGUUAAGGUCGGAAGCAACACCAGCAUCAUUGGAAAGAGCUAUACUGCUAUCUUGACCGGUUUUGGCCUCCUGGUCAAAGAGGAGUCGAACGUUAUUAUCCGCAAUCUAGGUGUCAAGAAGGUCCUUGCGGAUAACGGCGAUGCCAUCGGUGUUCAAUAUUCCACCAACGUCUGGAUUGACCACUGCGAUGUUUCUUCCGACAUGGACCACGAUAAAGAUUACUACGAUGGUCUGAUUGAUCUCACCCACGCUGCCGACUAUAUCACCGUUUCUAACACAUUCUUUCACGACCACUGGAAAGCGUCCCUGAUUGGCCACUCUGACAGCAACGGCGAUGAAGACACUGGACACCUCCGCGUUACUUAUGCUAACAACUACUGGUACAACAUUAACUCCCGUGCCCCCUCCAUUCGCUUCGGAACAGGCCACUUCUACAACAGCUACUUCCUCUCCGUUAACGAUGGUAUCAAUACCCGUGAUGGCGCUCAGAUUUUGGUUCAGUCUAACGUCUUUGAUGGAGUUGACAACCCUCUCUACUCCACUGAUGACGGCUAUGCUGUCGCCACGGAUAAUGACUUCGGCGAUGGUGAGAAUACUGCGGAGACUGGCACCCUGACCACCGUUCCUUACUCCUACACUCUGCUUGGAUCUGGAAAUGUUAAGGCUGCUGUUUAUGGCACUGCGGGACAGACCCUUACUUUCUAA
This is a messenger RNA of Penicillium pulvis, 990 nucleotides long. Its product is annotated as pectate lyase family protein. NCBI's taxonomy places the organism in Eukaryota, Fungi, Ascomycota, Eurotiomycetes, Eurotiales, Aspergillaceae. Bases 1 to 990 code for a protein of 329 amino acids. Gene Ontology annotation, molecular function: pectate lyase activity. The record is from RefSeq and is a predicted model, not a curated record. The transcript has 4 exons.